Messenger RNA from Scomber scombrus (Atlantic mackerel), 2473 nucleotides. RefSeq names its product thioredoxin interacting protein a (gene txnipa). Gene Ontology annotation, cellular component: cytoplasm. Lineage: Eukaryota; Metazoa; Chordata; Actinopteri; Scombriformes; Scombridae. Gene Ontology annotation, molecular function: ubiquitin protein ligase binding. The record is from RefSeq and is a predicted model, not a curated record. Bases 157 to 1341 code for a protein of 394 amino acids. Gene Ontology annotation, biological process: protein transport. The transcript is spliced from 6 exons.
GCCCUCUUUGUUUACAGCAGACUGAAGUGGAAGCAAGAGCUUCCGAAUACGAGCUAUCGCUUUUCAGCGGCUCUAUCUAACGACCACACGGCUCUACACGUUACUCUACUACAUUACGGUUUUUAGCUCCUUGUUGGAUAACCUUUAUUCGCAAUCAUGGUGGCCAUGACAAAGAGAGUAAAAACCUUCCAGGUCGCUUUUUCUGAUCCCAGUAAGACGUUUUACUGCGGAGGAGACAAGGUGUCUGGACGGGUGGAGGUGGAAGUGAACGAGGUGAUGCGUGUGUCCGCAGUGAAGGUUCGGGCUCUGGGCUGUGCUAAAGUGGAAUAUGCUAAAGGAAAGCAGCGUUGUCGUCAGGAGGCUGAAUACCUGAGAUAUGAAGAGGUUCUGCGGCUUGACGACCAGCCCACAGACUCUGAUGGAUCAGUCGUCUUGAGGCCUGGCAACAAAUACCAGUACACCUUUGGAUUUGAGCUCCCACAGCAAGGGCAGUUGGUGUCUUCAUACAAGGGCAAAUUUGGGUAUGUCCAUUACUCUGUGAAGGCCGUGAUGGAGAGGCCACAGCAGCCUCCUCUGGAGUGCAAGAAACCCUUUGAGGUGGAAGAGCCUCUGGAUGUCAACACCCCAGACCUGCUGUCUCCUACAGGUGGCAUGAAGGAGAAGAAGGUCACCUGCAUGUUCAUUCCAGAUGGUCAGGUGUCACUUAAUGCUAAGAUCGACCGCCGUGGCUUCUGUGAAGGUGAAGACAUUUGCAUCAAUGCAAAGUUUGAGAACACCUGCUCCCGCAUCGUGGUGCCCAAAGCAGCCAUCAUUGCCAAACACAUCUAUCAGGCCAACGGUCGGACAAAGGUCUUCCGUCAGAAGCUGUCAUCAGUGCGUGGAAACCACAUCAUCUCUGGCAUGUGUGACGCCUGGCAGGGAAAGAGCAUCAGGGUUCCAAAGAUCAAACCAUCCAUGCUGAGCUGCAACAUCAUCCGUGUGGAGUACGCGCUCAUGAUUUAUGUCCACAUCCCAGGAAGUGAGAAACUGAUCCUGGAGCUGCCUCUGGUCAUCGGGACUGCCGGUCUGGGCAGCCGCAGCAACAGCGUCAGCAGUCAGGAGGGUUCAGUCAGCAACGCCUCUCAGAGCUGGGUGUCUCUCAGGAUGCCCUCUGAACCGCCCAGCUACAGCGACAUCCCCCGCGACUGCGGCCUGGACCAGCCCCUCACUCCACUCCUGGAUGACUUUGAUGGUGACGACAGCCCAAUCUUCAUGAACGCAUUCCCAUUCCCAUCACCGCCACCUUACACUGAGGCUGAGGAGGAGUUCAAUGGCAACGCUCGCAUGCUUCCUGUCUUCUGAAGUCCAGCAGAGCUUCUAGAACUGUGGUCCAGCUCUCAGGGACCGUUAAUUUAAGGCACUUCAAAAGGAGCAGAAGGUCCAAACUCCAGAGAAGAUGUGUUGGAUGGAGAAGUAAAGCCAGGACUGUGGGGGUGGACAGAAAGACACUUGCCUGUUGUAUCAGCUGUCUUCACUGCGCUUCAUCGCCUUCGCUGAUCCUGACUGAGUGUUCAUGGUGGUGUUCUUCAGGUCGUGGAUGUGAAGGUCGAGCCACACAGUCUGUGGAGCACUACGUAUCUGAAUAAGCUGUCCCUUCCAGAGACUCUUGAUCAGGGUCUCAUUGCCUAUCACAGACACUUUAUGACUUUGUUAUUGGGGCCAAGCGUUAAAUGAGUCAUGCCCAAACCUGCUGUGACAGCUUUGCUUUUUAGGGGUUUGUCUUUUCCUCAUUCCAGUCAAACCCUGUACCUGUUAAGGAUUCAUUAGAAAAAACCUCCUUUUGUUACUUCUGUCCAGUCAGUUUGUGUUGCUGUUAAGAAUUAGUCUUGAAUAUUGUUGCCUUUGAGAAUUACAGCAUGUAGAAUAAUCUUUCCUGGAUGCAGAGAGAGUCUCAUGCAGCAUCCAUAGUUUCAUAUGUAUCAGUGUUUGAAAACAAUUAUGGUUUGUUCUUGUUUUUAUUGCACUUUUUUUAUGAAUGCAUUUUGCUCUACUACUGCCUACAAGCAUUUAUUUGUUAAGUUUGAACAAUGUUUCUGAUGUUUAGAGUGAACCCUGUAGGUAAAACACUCCAGACUUGUUGAAAGCCUCACAUUUAUUUUCCAAACCCAGGUUUGGUGGUGAGCGGUGGUUUCUGAGCACUGCCAGUGCCAAACACGAUCUAUAAAACAUACAUGCUCCAGACUGAUGGAGCUUACCUCAUGUGAGGAUAAUCAUUCUAUCUGAUCUGCAGUUGUCCUAGACAACAUUUCACUGUGAGAUCCUUCCUGUGGUGGUUUCACAACUUCUAUUCUUUCAGGGUUCAAAGAUAAUAAUCACUGUUUAAGACUGAUUUGUGAGAGAUAUAUUUGUAAUGCAUUCUUGAUACUUAAAAUAAGUAUUUUUGUAUGAAACCCUAUGGGUUAACUUUUUUUAAUAAAGAAAUGUUCAAUAUCAA